CGGCUCGCACUGAGCAUGCUCGGCGGCGGGGCGGGCCUGGGGUCCGGAAGCUGGGACGAGUCUCUGGCGCCCGCCGCUUGGGGGUCGCGGGCCCUGAUGGGCAAUGGGCGCUCGGGGGUUUUGGCCGGGGGCCUCUUGGCCGCGGCCCUGGCGCUGGGGGUCCAGGGCGGGCUCCCCGCCAGCCCGUGUGACCUCGGCUCCCCCUGGGGCGCGCAGCCUCCCCCGGGUGAUCUCCGGGCUCCGGGAACUCGGCCGGAGCGGAAGGCGCAGGACUUGUGCCGCGCGGUUUGGCCCGGCGAGGGAAGCUCUCCCUCGAAGACUGCAGCCCUGAUGCGGAUGCGUUGCUGUUCCGUAGCAGAAGCACCUGUCGGCGUGAGAGUCACCGAGCAAGCGGAGGUCUUCAACCCGCUCCCGACUUCGGCAGCCUCCCCUGGACCCUGGGCUCAUUCCUUACUGGCUUUCUUGCCUUCCUGGCCUAGGAAGACCUUCUUGAAAACAGAGUCCCCCGUAACACACCGCCUGUCCGGGGACGUUCCAAGAGAAGCGCUUGGGGCUUCGCACAGCGGAAUCGUGUUUCGGAAGUGCGCCCUGGUGUCCGGGCAGAGUGACCGGCAGACCGUGCAGGUGCGGCUGCUGGUGGACAACACCAAGACGCCCUCGUCGGCCAACCUCUCAGACCUGCUCCUGCUGGACAACAUCACCGGCCUCACCAUCAGGGAGUCGGCCGGGAACAAGACCUCGGACGGGUUCCAGGCUUUCCGGAAGAAGUUUCUAGAAGUCGGAGACUCCUACUGGGUCAGCUACACGGCCUCGAUGGACGCCAGAGCCCUGGGGACUGGAAACAGCCUGACGCUUCCUGCCCAGCUCACCUUUCGGAGCUGGUCGCUGAACAGCUCACAGCUCAAAGCCCACUUCACCAUCACAGUAGAAGAAAAGGUCACGGUUCUGCCCAACCACGGGCUCCACGCUGCCGCGUUUUUUGGCGCCUUCGUCGUGUCAUUUGUGCUGAGCUGGGCGGUGCUGUUCUGGGCGGCGAGAUGCUGGUGUCUGAAGGGAGGCGCGUGCACCAGAACUGGGGUGCAGCGCCACGGGAGCAAGCUGGAGCCCCCGCUCUUCUCCUCGGCCAGCGGGGUGAGCGAGGACCUGGCCCUGAGUGACCAGCUGGUGGACAUCCUGGCUUCUGAGGACCCCGGGGGGAUGCUUCAAGCCUUGGAAGAGCCGCUGCGGAGUGCGCCGGCCUCCUGCGGAGCCUGCACGGGCUGGAGCAGGAGCACUUGCAGGCGUCUCUGGCCCUGCAGCGGGAGGAGGACUUCGCCGAGGCGCACCGGCAGCUGGCUGUCCUGCGGAGGAACGAACUGCACAGCGUCUUCUUCAGCCAGAUACGAAGCGCCGUCUGCGAAGGGGACCUGAAGCCCGAGGCAGCCAAGGAGCUGCUGCAGGAUUAUUCUAAAGUACAGGAGAAUGUAGAAGAGUUAAUGGACUUUUUCCAGGCCAGCAAGAGGUAUCAUCUAAGCAAAAGAUUCGGCCACAGGGAGUACCUGGUCCAGAACCUACAGUCCACCGAGACCCGCGUGCAAGGCCUGCUGAGUGCGGCCGCAGCCCAGCUGACCCACCUCAUCCAGAAACAUGAGAGAGCCGGGUACUUGGAGGAGGAUCAGACGGAGCUGCUGCUGGAGCGGGCGCACACGGAGGUCUUCGCCGUGCAGCAGAGGUUGGACCACGACUUGAAGCAGGAGAAGAAGAGGCUGCGGCAGAAACUGCUCACCAAGAGGAGGCGGGAGCUGCUGCAGAAGCACAAGGAGCAGCGGAAGCAGCAGCUGUGCGUGGCCGAGGCCGCCCGCGCCGCGGAGGACGCCGCCCGCUACCUGCAGCAGUGGCGGGGCCUGGUGGCCGAGCAGAGCGCCGCCCUGGAGGAGCUGCAGGAGCGGCUGGACCAGGCCGCCCUGGACGAGCUGCGGGCGCUGACGCUGGCCCUGUCCGAGAAGGCCGCCGAGGAGCUGCGGCGCCUGCAGAGCGCGGCCGCGGCCCAGGAGCCACUCAAGUGCAGCGUGCCCUGGCUGUUCCUGCAGCAGAUCCUGGAGGAGCAGGGCCGGGAGCUGGCGGCGCGGGCCGAGCAGCUGGAGGCGGAGGACAGGGCCCGCGGCCAGGACGGCGUCCGCAGCGUGAGGCAGCGGCUGAGGGACGACUCUCUGGAGGCCGCCACGGAGGAGCAGGCCGAGCUGAGGCGCUGGGAGCACUUGGUCUUCACGCAGCUCUGCUCCUUGGCCUUCUCCCUGUCUGAAGAGGAGCUGCUCCAGAUGCGACAGGACGUCCACGGCUGCUUCGCACAGAUGGACCGCAGCCUGGCCCUCCCCAAGAUCCGGGCCCGGGGCCUGCUACAGAGGCUGCAGGCCGCCUGGCGAGAAGCGGAGUUCCUGAAGCUGGACCAGACCCUGGCUGCCCCCGAGCUGCAGCACCCGCACAAGGCCAGGAAGCCGCGCUCCAAGAGCAGGAGCCCCGCAGACCUUUACAAGAAGCGCCUCGAAGACAGAAUUCACCUGCUGGAGGCACAAGUGCCCGGAGACCUGGCGGAGAAGGCUCGGGGGGAACUGCUGCGGGAGAGAGUGCGGCGGCUGGAGGCCCAGGAGGGCCGCUUCGCGGAGUCGCUGGUGGCGCUGCAGUCCCAGAAGGCGGCGCGGGUGACCGAGACCCUGUCCACCUACGGCGCCCUGCUCAGCCUCCAGGACCUGCUGCUGGAGGAGCUGCGCGACACCGAGACCCUGACCAAGGCAGCCUGCACCCAGAUCCUGGAGUCGCACGGCCCGGAGCUGCAGGAGCUGCAGAGGAAGCUGGAGGACCGGCUGGCGCAGCAGGAAGCCGCCCAGCAACAGCAGGCCCUGGAGAGCUGGCAGCGCUGGGCGGCCGACGGGCCCGGGCUGCUGAGCGAGCCUGGGGAGGAGGACCCUGCGGGGCGGAUGUCCGCUGCCCUGCAGCAAGCCCUGGGCAAAAGCCAGGAGCUCCUGGAGCAGCAGCAGCAGAGUUGCAGAGAGGAGCAGCAGAGCGGGGCCGUCCUGGAGGAUCUGCUGGAGAAGAUGGAGGCCGACACGGUCGGGGCGCUGUGCAGCCAGGAGCUGAGGCUGGUGUGCUACCUCUGCAAGAUGACCCUGGUGCCCGGGGCCACGCUGCGCCGGCUGCUGAGCCUGGUGCUGCCCACCGCCUCGCAGCCCCAGCUGCUGGCCCUGCUGGACGCGGCCAGCGAGAAGCAUUCGGACCACGCGGCGGAGAACGAGGGCGGCGGGGACCCGGCGGAGCUGGCCAGGAGGCGGAAGCACCGGGGCUGGUGGCAAGCCUUGGAGCGCAGACUGCGAGAAGACCUGAGCAGCAGGGGGUUUGAAAAGAGGCUGUGGUUUCGCGAGAGGAAGGAGAGCAUAUUGAAGAAGGCGUGUCCGCCGCUCAGAGAGAGGACGAUGUUCUCUGCGAAAGGCAGCUGGCCACAGCUGUCCCUGGAGCCCGUCGGCGAGCCGGCGGCCGUGCCCGUGGUCGGGCUGGAAACCAUCGAGGUGUUCAACGCCGGGGAAAAGCUCUUCAUUUUCCGAAAUCCGCAGGAGCCGGAGAUCUCGCCGCGCGUUCCGCCCAGGAGGAAGAGGAGGAACUUCCUGAACGCCAAAAAGGCCACUCGGGCCGCGGCCGUGGACCGGCAAGAGGGGGAGGCCCACGGCGGCCUCUGAGCUGGCUCUUCAUCUUCUGCCCACCGUGCGCGUGGCCCGUGCACGGCGGCAAGUUCAGGCUGUGCCAGUGGAGGACCCAGACCCUCCGGCUUCCAGGGACGCAGUGUAAUCUGUGGAUUUCCCGACGGCACUGGCUGCCGCAUCAUAAGGACUCAAGCUGCCCGUCCUUUCCGUCCCCUCACCAGGGGUCUGGGGGAGACCUGCACCCCCCAGUUCUCACGCCCCGCCCGACUGCCUGCCACGGACUCCGUCCACGUCCACGGCAAGGCUCUGCGCUCUUCUUUCUGCAUUUGUUACAUAUUCUGCUUUUUUUUUUAAUUUUUUAUUUUUUGACAGGCAGAGUGGACACUGAGAGAGAGAGUCAGAGAGAGAGACAGAGAGAAAGGUCUUCCUUUUGCUGUUGGUUCACCCUCCAAUGGCCGCCGCAGCCAGCGCACCGCACUGAUCUGAAGCCAGGAGCCAGGGGCUUCUCCUGGUCUCUCAUGGGGUGCAGGGCCCAAGCACCUGGGCCAUCCUCCACUGCACUCCCGGGCCACAGCAGAGAGCUGGCCUGGAAGAGGGGCAACCGGGACAGAAUCCGGCGCCCCAACCAGGACUAGAACCCGGUGUGCUGGCGCUGCAGGCGGAGGAUUAGACUAGUGAGCUGCGGAGCCAGCCUACAUAUUCUGCUUUUAUACAAGAAACUUUAAAAAAUAUUUUACACAUGGUUCUUCAUAAAGGACUGACCUGUUUGUAAACGCUUGGUGUGUCUUGGCUCCCGUCGUGGCACCGAUGCUGGUUAGCACUGGGCCCAGACUGCUCGGUGCUGGCCCGUUCAGCAGGGUGGGUGCGAGGGAGCAGUUAUUCCAGAAGCCGGACGCCGGGCAGGGGAAGACAGAGCUCGCUGCUUCCAAAUCUGCAGCUCUGCAGGAGGACUUGUGACGGGGGGAGGGGAGUCGGGGGCGCUGAGGGCAGCUCCCUGGGUUUCCAGGGUCGCUUUCUUGGGGGGUCUUUGAUACAGGACAGCUGUUGGGGGCUGGUGGUCGGAAAAACUUCCUUACAGGGUCUGCUGUUCCCGCCCCCUCCCUGCAGUCACCCCGGAAAUGCUCGUGCACCCGCCGAGCAGGCAUUACACUCGCAUCAGUGGGCGUUGGCUGUUGGGAUUCCACGAGCAGAGGCAGAGGCAGUUUGCUUCCAGCUGCAAACCCGUGGCGAGCCCAGGGUUAGGAUGCGGAGAGGAGAGGAAUUCUCGUGUCCCAGGAGAGAUCAGCUGCUGAACAGGGACUUUGCAGAAGGUCCCGGGGGCGGGGGGGCUGCCUGCAGUCCUAACGAGCCGCCAUUGGCCGUGUCCCCCAGCGCUGGUGGAUAGGCACGAGCAGAGAGGAGAGCUGACGAGGCCAGUUUUCCCAUCUAGGAGAUCUAGGUGGUCACACGCGGGGUGGGGGAGUGGAAGGUGUACCCAGCUGACCCGAGUUCCAAUCCUGGGCGCUCCCUUUGGGCCGUGGGCUCCUGGGCGAGUUUCUGGCCUUUCUGAGUGUCUUUUUCCUUCCCGGCAGAAUGGCGAGAACCCCCUAGUCAGGAUCAGAGGCAGCUGUCGGUGGUGACCGUGUUCCUGUCGGCUAGCUCGCUGCUUUUGCAGGGCCUCUGCUGGAGUUAUGCACAGUUGAAAGGAGAUUGCACGGAAGGAUUAAAAAAAAAAAUAGCUCCAACGUAUAGACUGGGCGGUGAUUGAAGAGGCCAUUAGCAGCCAAAGGAGGUGCCCCAGCAGGUCAGAGCCCAGCAUCGGAACCUGGUAACAGCGCCCUCUGUCGGUGGACAGGAGAGCCCAGCCUCGGAUUCGCCCCAGGAUGUGCUGGGCAGCCAGGUGGAUGGGGUUGGAGCUAUGGGAGUGUGCAAGCAGAGGCAAAUCCCUUCCUUUCUCUUCGCCCCACAAGUGUCCACUGAGUGCUGUCUGCCUGCACCCUGAUGGCUCACUCACCAAAUCUGUAUGGAGAGGGAGGCUUCAAAAAUUGCGUGGGGAAGAAUAUGCAUAUUAUGAAAAAUCUAGGCAUGGACUUUAAAACUUUUUUUGCAGAAAAACUGCCUUUAAAAUUGUUUUAAGUUGGUUGAUUUGAAAGGUGGAGAGAGAGAGAGGGUGUCCCAUCCACUGGGUCACUCCCCAAAUGCCCACAAUAGCCAGGGUUAGGCCAAGCUGAAGCCAGGACCCCGCAACUCACUCUGGGUCUCCUGCGUGGGUGGCAGGGACCCAAGGGCUUGAGCCAUCACCUGCUGCCUCCCAGGGUGUGGCUCAGCAGGGAGCUGGAGCAGAAGCAGAGGUGGGGCUCGAACCCAGGGACUCCAGUGGUGAUACAGGUGCCCCAGGCAGCACUGUAACUGCUGCAGCAAAUGUAGGUUUAGAUUCCUACUCCGGGGACUAUUGCAUUCUUACACAGCAGUCUUCUUAGUACAUCGGGACUAAAACUCAGCUAUCGAAAAAGGUCAGAGGCAGGCGGAAAUGCUAACAUUAAAACUGAACACUCAACUAGCGAGGUGAGUAUGCCGUGAUGGGGAGCACGCAUCUGCGCCAAGAAGCUGAGAAGCUGAGAAAACUCCUCUGACCCUCAGCAUCUGACGUCCCUUUUUAAAACCAUAUCGGGACCGAAUUGCUGUCUAAUGGAUGCACAGAUUUUUUUUUUUUUUUUUUUUUGGACAGGCAGAGUGGACAGUGAGAGAGAGAGAGACAGAGAGAAAGGUCUUCCUUUUGCCGUUGGUUCACCCUCCAAUGGCCACCACGGCUGGCGUGCUGCGGCCGGCGCACUGCGCCUAUUCAAAGGCAGGAGCCAGGUGCUUCUCCUGGUUUCCCAUGGGGUGCAGGGCCCAAGCACUUGGGCCAUCCUCCACUGCACUCCCGGGCCACAGCAGAGAGCUGGCCUGGAAGAGGGGCAACCGGGACAGAAUCCGGCGCCCCGACCGGGACUAGAACCCGGUGUGCCGGCGCCGCAAGGCGGAGGAUUAGCCUAGUGAGCCGCGGCACCGGCUGGAUGCACAGAUUUAAGAUGUGUGAUCAAAUGUGCUCUGGCCGUGAUCAAGACAACGAAUGUUUCCCCCUCCCCUCCUGUCUCCGGGGCCCUUGUAACCCCUCCCUGCAGGUGCACGCCCCCGCCCCACCCCCUACACCAGUCUGCGGUUCCUGCGUAAGGAACGGAGCAGCCUUGCCCUGAGACAAUCAUUCUACGCGUCAUCCAAUCCACAUGGCUGGGCUUCUGCAUGGCGAUAGUCCGUUCUUGUUCAGGGUAGCGUGGGCUGACUGCGCGUGCAUUUCCUGCUGGGGGCAGUUGGGAUGGUUUGGGUUGUGGCCCUGACAAGCAGAGCUGCUGGGAACAUUUCUGGACGAGUCUUCGGGUGGAUGCAUGCUUUGCCGUGUUUGGAUCAAUGUCGAGGUGACGCGUGGCUGGGUCAUGUGACAGGUGUGUGUUAAACGCACGUUGUGCUGCUGUCCAGAGUGGUCACCACUUCACAGUCCCGCCUGCGGUGCGUGUGCCCCUCAGCCUUUCCAGCCUCAGUCUUAAUCACUGACCACUGAGUUCUCAUUGCAUUUGGGUUUCUUUUUUUUUUUUUUCUUUUUUUUUCUUUUUUUGCUGGCCAACCAUAGACUAGCAUUUUCUUUGGAGAAACAUCUGAUUAAAUCUUUUGCCUACUUUU
Oryctolagus cuniculus (rabbit) is the source of this 7367-nucleotide messenger RNA. NCBI's taxonomy places the organism in Eukaryota, Metazoa, Chordata, Mammalia, Lagomorpha, Leporidae. The record is from RefSeq and is a predicted model, not a curated record.